Penicillium roqueforti is the source of this 1635-nucleotide messenger RNA. RefSeq names its product putative cellobiose dehydrogenase. The transcript is spliced from 2 exons. The coding region runs from base 1 to 1635 and encodes 544 amino acids. NCBI's taxonomy places the organism in Eukaryota, Fungi, Ascomycota, Eurotiomycetes, Eurotiales, Aspergillaceae. Gene Ontology annotation, molecular function: oxidoreductase activity, acting on CH-OH group of donors; flavin adenine dinucleotide binding. The record is from RefSeq and is a predicted model, not a curated record.
AUGAGGAUCUUCCAAGCUGGCUCUCUAGCCAUUUCUCUCUCUGUUUUUACAACAGCUGCCUCCGCUUCCGUCUUCCAGAAUCACACCUAUGACUAUAUUGUGGUCGGUGGUGGCCCUUCCGGAAUCAUCAGCGCCGAGAAGUUCGCCCAGGCAGGAAAGAAAGUUCUGCUCCUUGAGCGAGGUGUCGGACCAACAGUGGCCACCGGAAACAAUGAGACCCUGACAUGGGACCACUCAUUGACUCCCAUCGAUCUCCCGGGACUGUCGGCUGACAUCGGCUCGCUCGAUGUCUGGAACCAGUAUGUGUGUACCGACACUGCUGGCACUGCUGCCUGUGUGCUCGGCGGUGGUGUAACAGUCAACUACAUGGUCUUUGUUCACCCACCAGCCCGCGACUUCGACGACAAGUGGCCCAAGGGCUGGAAGUGGAAGGAUGUCCAGUCGGCUGCAGACCGACUCUACAAACGCAACCCUGGAACCAUCCUGCCCUCUGCCGACGGCAAGCGAUAUGACCAGGCUCUUUAUGGUGUGCUGUCCAAGUUCCUCGGUGGUCUUGGUUGGAAGUCGGUGGAUAUGAUCGCCCAGCCGAAUGAGAAGCACCAGGUCUACAGCUACCCGGCCUGGAACGUGAAGAACCAGAUGCGUGCUGGCCCUGUUCGCACAUAUCUACCCGAUGCUACCAAGCUAGAUAACUUCCACCUUGCUCUCCAAACCAAAGUCAUUCGCUUGGUCCGUUCCGGUAGUCAGGUCACUGGCGUCGAGGUGCAGACUGCCUCGGGCGGCUCUGAGAUCAUCACUAUUGCCCCACAUGGUCGCGUGGUGCUGGCUUCCGGUGCUUUGUCUACUCCACGUCUGUUGUGGAACUCUGGUAUUGGUGGCCAGGCCCAGAUUGAGACUGCGAAGAAGAGCGGAGUUACCGUUCCUCCCAAGGCCCAGUGGAUUGACCUGCCUGUUGGUGUCGGUCUGAAGGACCACCCCAUUUUCUCGAUCGUCUUCAACACCAACGCCUCAUUUGGCCUUGUUGACUACGACGGCGUCCUUAACGGAACCGACUCUAGCGAUAUUUCCCUCUACCGCAAUCACAGCGGUGUACUGACCCAGGGCAAGCACCGCAUGAUCUUCUUCACCUCGGAGGAGAUUGAUGGCCACACCCAGUACUACCAGGGCUCGUGCGCACCUACUAGUGAAGGCGUGGUCACCAUCACCACGUACAUGACUCACGGCCUCACCUCGUCCGGUGUCCUGGGACUUGAUGCCAGCGGAAAUACUGUUAUUGUGAAGUCGCCCUACCUCCAGACCGCUGCUGACCAGAAGGCCGCCCGUACUUUUAUUCAGAAGAUGGUCAACAGCAUCACCGCCCCAUCCACUGGCUUUGAGCUUGAGACUUACACCAAUGUCUCAGCCAUCUUGGGGUCUCAAACUGCUGGUAUCCACUACACCAGCACUGCGAAGAUGGGUACCGAUGAUGGCCGUAAGGGCGGCACUUCCGUUGUCGAUACUAAUACCAAGGUCUAUGGAGUGGAUAACCUUUUCAUUGUCGACGCUAGUAUCCAUCCCGACCUCCCGACCGGUAAUAUCCAAGCUGCUGUCAUGGUGGUUGCUGAAGCCGCAGCCGCUAGGAUUUUGUCCUGCUAA